Molecule: messenger RNA, 1086 nt
Organism: Dreissena polymorpha
Lineage: Eukaryota; Metazoa; Mollusca; Bivalvia; Myida; Dreissenidae
Exons: 3
Coding region: 176-769 (197 amino acids)
Biological process (GO): mitochondrial respiratory chain complex I assembly
Cellular component (GO): mitochondrion
Source: RefSeq, a predicted model, not a curated record
UGGGUAAAUUUCUCACGUUGUAAUACUUGCCAGGUAUUGCAAGAUGACAGCAAAUGUAUAAAGUUGAAAGUUUCGUUGUUAUGUUGAAUUUAUGAUAAUUAACCAUGUAAACCUUAUUCAGUUAAUGAGUAAGUGCGUUAUUUAUUGUUUCAUAGCCUAAUAUUUGCUGGAAAUAAUGGGUGGUAAAGUGUCAACAUCACAAGUUUCGAAAGCAGCAAGGUCAGUCAAAAACGGAAAGCUUUCCUCAGAACAUUCGGACAAGCUGACCAGCGCAAGACAAGGGAACGCUAGUGAUAAUCAUUUAGAAAGAGCACAAGAGAAUAUUCAAGGAGAAAUUGGCAAGAAAGAUGGCAACCUGAUUGGACGAGUUCAGGAUCUCAAUGUGCAGUCAGAAUUCUUGCAUCCAAAGAUAGUUUCCAAGUCAGAGAGGCCCCUACCUCAGCUGAGGACAACAGACAUGGACCCAAUUGAGGCCCUUGUGAACAUCAAGAAGGUCCCAAGGGGCAAAUUUUCCCUUCUGCAGGCCAACACUAUUCUGGAGAAGCACGCCUCCAACCCUAUGGAGCACACUGCAGAAAGCCUUGCCAAUGAAUACAACCUUGACCUCCAACAAACAUUCUUCUUUUUGAGACAUUACAGCAAGAUGAACCUAGAGGCAGAGAUGCGCGCACCUGAGAGUUCGGCCAUGAAGGAGAUCAUAGCUAAGAGUGAGGAGAAAAAGGAGGCUUAUAAAAACUUUAUGCAAAAUCUUUUUGUGGGGAAAAGAUGACCUCUGUGAUGUUUGUACAAUAUUAAAGGACAAUAAAAACAAGAUUACUUAAAAGAACUUUGUGCAAAAUCUUUUGUAGGGAAAAGAUUAUUCCUGUAAAUGCAUUAGAAUAUAAAAAUAAAUUGCCAAAACAUAAUAUUUAGUGUGUAAUUAAAACUUAAUUGCAUUUGGCAUGUUUGUAUGAUUUAUGUAAACACUGCUACAUGACUGUAUUGUUUUGGCUUGGAACUCUUAGGGGUAUCCAUUUGGAUAGGAUCAUCCUGCAAAAAUGUUUAACUGCACGUUAAAUGUGAUUUAUUAAAGACUUGCAUGCCUUA